This is a messenger RNA of Catharus ustulatus (Swainson's thrush), 4110 nucleotides long. Its product is annotated as zinc finger CCCH-type antiviral protein 1-like. NCBI's taxonomy places the organism in Eukaryota, Metazoa, Chordata, Aves, Passeriformes, Turdidae. Gene Ontology annotation, molecular function: metal ion binding; NAD+ poly-ADP-ribosyltransferase activity. The coding region runs from base 94 to 2667 and encodes 857 amino acids. The record is from RefSeq and is a predicted model, not a curated record. The transcript is spliced from 18 exons.
CGAGGGCCCCCGCCCCGCUCCUGUUCCCCUUCCCGCUCCCGCCCCGCUCCUGCCACAGUCCCGCGGCGCUCCGGUCCCGGGCGGACGGGCAGCAUGUGCGAUCCGGCCGUGUGCAGUUUCCUCACCCAGACCCUGUGCGCCCAUGGCGGGCGGCUGCAGCUGUCGGAGCUGCAGGAGAACGUCGGGCUGUCGGAGCUGCAGCUGGAGAAGACGCUGUCGGCGGCGGGCCCCCGGCGGUUCCUGAAGGUGGGGAGCGGCCCGGUGGUCCUGGCCGUGACCGACGUGCGGGUCUGUGUCCGCAAGGUCUGCGUCGGCUGCGAGCGGCUGCACCUCUGCAAGCUGCACCUCAUGGGCAGGUGCAACCAGGGCCCCAGCUUUUGUAAGUACUCGCAUGACAUUAUGAAUGCGGAGAACAAAAAAGUUCUAAAAAAACAUGAUUUGUCUGGCCUCAGUGAGGAUGAGCUGCAAGUCCUACUUCUCCAAAAUGAUCCAUUCUUCCUCCCUGAUACCUGCAGGUUUUACAACACAAAAGGUAGUCGCUGUAUGCAGCAGAACUGCAGCAAGCUUCAUGUUUGUCGGCACUUUCUCCAGGGGACAUGUAAAUUUCCUCAAUGCAUAAUGUCCCAUAACCUCUUGGAUGACCAUGCAAUGAGAGUGUUGGAAGCAGGAGGCAUUGAUGGGAAGAUAGCUUCAAACUUCCAGGCUAUAUAUGAUUUCAAGCAUGUCGAAUUCAACAAGGGACAGAAGAAGGGUUAUGUACACAACUACAGACCAAGAAAUGAAUAUUGGAAAAGACCAACAACUCCAAGGAUUAAGGAAGUGAAGACAACUUUGGAAACAGUGCAGUGCAUGACGGAUGUACCGCCUUCAGAAAGUCCCCGUAGCACCGUAACUAUUCAGAGCCAUGACCAGUUGCCAACAGGAGCAAGAGAUAAAGAAAAAGAAAAAGAUAAAGGUCCCAGUAGCACCGUACCUGCUCAAGCAGACCUGCUCAAGAGCCAAGACCAGUUGCCAAAAGUAGCAGGCAAUAAAGAAAAAGAUAAAGAUAAAGGUCCCCGUAGCACCGUACCUGCUCAAGCAGACCUGCUCAAGAGCCAAGACCAGUUGCCAACAGGAACAGGAGAUAAAGAUAAAGGUCCCUGUAGCACCGUAACUACUCAGAGCCAAGACCAGUUGCCAACAGGAGCAAGAGAUAAAGAAAAAGAUAAAGGUCCCAGUAGCACCGUACCUGCUCAAGCAGACCUGCUCAAGAGCCAAGACCAGUUGCCAACAGGAGCAGGAGAUAAAGAAAAAGAUAAAGGUAAAAAGGACAGUUCCUCUGAUGACGCUUCAAAGGACAACAAAAAAAUCAACUGUGAUGAGAUCUGUUUGUUUUAUGUCUGGAAGUACUGCAAAAACAAGGAUAAAUGCAAAUCUGUUCAUUACCAUUUGCCGUAUAAAUGGGAGAUUCAUGAUGGGUUGUUGUCCUGGCAUGAACUUGGCAUGAUGGAGGAAGUUGAAAAGGCCUAUUGUGACCCAAAGAACAGCAGCUUGCCAAGUAGGAACAUUAAUUUCCAGACAAUGACCUGCUGUUCUUCUUUGAUUCGACGCCUCUCUACACCAUCAUCGGUCACAAGACCCACAUUCCUACUGACCACACAGUGGAUUUGGUACUGGAAGAAUAACCAAGACGAGUGGGUUGAAUAUGGAGAAGAGGAAGAAGGGAACAGCAUGACCUCACCAUCUUCUGCUGUUAUUGAGAAUUUGUAUCAGGCAGAUCCAUGUGCCGUUGUACCUUUCCAGGCUGGCCAACAUCAAUACGAACUCAAUUUUAAAGAAAUGACUCAGACAAACAUUACUUUCAAGACUCGAAGACAGGUCUGCAGGCGACCAAAAUUUGUGUCUUCUGAAGAUGUGCAGAAGAUAAAGACAGGCAGCCAGAGGGAUUCUUCUAUUCCUGGUCACUGGGAUACAUCUGCACUGCCUGACUUGGGAUACAAGGCAGUGGUGAUCAGCAAUGCAACACCUGAAUACAAUGAAAUAAAGCAGCUGUUUCAUCGGACUAUGAAAAAUUACAGCAUCCUUAAAAUACAGAGGAUUCAGAAUCCAUCCCUCUGGAAGGUGUUUCAGUGGCAAAAAGAGAAGAUGAAAAGGGAAAAUGGAGGAAAGGAAGUCCAGGAAAAACUCCUGUUCCACGGAACUGACAACACCUCCAUGAAAACAAUCUGCGCUCAGAACUUUGACUGGAGAAUUUGUGGAAGCAAUGGAACUAACUAUGGGAAGGGAAGUUACUUUGCUAGAGAUGCUUGCUAUUCCCACGCCUACUGUCAGGCUACGCUGCAGGGACACUUGAUGUUUGUGGCUCGUGUUCUGGUUGGAGACUACGUUAAAGGCAACGCCGACUAUGUUCGUCCCCCAAAGAAAAGUGCUGACAAGCUCUGGUUUUAUGACAGCUGUGUGGAUGAUGAGUUAAAUCCUUCUGUUUUUGUUAUCUUUGAAAAACACCAGAUUUACCCAGAGUACAUAGUAGAGUAUAAAGAGGAGAGAAUAAGAGAGCAGCAGGAGGAGACAGUAAUAAUGUAUAAAGCAGAGGCAAUAAGACAGCAGAAAGAGGCAGAAAUAAGAAUGUGUAGAGAGGAUGGAAAAAGAGAGCGUAAAGAGGAGAGAAAUAAAUGUGUUAUAUCUUAGAGGAACAUGGCAGUUUGCAUCCCUCAUCUUGUUUUUCGUAUUGCAGGUGUUCUCCUACUUGGUGACUUCUUUCUUUUUAAUACAGUUCUUCAGAAUGUUAAUCCAAACAAUUUUUGCAUUGAGGAGGGCUGGCAAAGCAGAUGUUACAUUUGUUGCGACUGCCUUAUCUUCUCUUCCUCUCUUAAAUGAAGCAUAAGCAUUUCAAUAACCAUAGCAGGAAAAUCAGAAUUGUGGGAUGGGAAAUUGGAUGUUAUGACUGCUGUGGACAAAUAAUUGUAAAUGCAUUAUUUAAAAAAAAAAAAUAGAGAGGAUUUCUCUUUGCAAACAGUUAAAAGAAAAAUUGACAGUACAGUAGUUUUUAAGGAAGCUUUCAAAUUUUUAGUAGCCAAAGAUUCUUUUUGGUGCAGAAUUCACCUGCUCUUGAUCCUCUCAUCUAUCAUUAUUACAAAUAAUUCCGUGAAGGUAAUAAUGACUUGAGUUUGUUAAUGCUGAUAUAUGUUUCGAGUUAAAAUGGUAAACAAAAAAAAAGAAAAAGCAUAUUUUAAAUCCGUGUUGUUAGUUCUCGAGAAUUUUCAUCUGUACAAUGGCAGAUGGAUCAGAAAGCUGAUUCUUUGUGGAAAUUUGCAGUAACUUGUUGUAACCUGUAUAAAAGCAGAGCUUAACUGGAGCUGUGAAAGCCACCACAAGUGAGUAAGCAGGUAACAAAAUUUGGUUGUUUGGCUGCAACUAAUGGCUGUAAGGACACAAAGGCUGUGUCCCAACAAGCCAGGCUUUCCAGUGGCUGAGGUCGCGUAGCGCAAUAGGACGGGAGAAAUUUCUUAAGCAGCAAAGAGAUGUUCUGUCCUGUUGGUGCAGUAACUUUCGUUUUUCCAGAUGUAGAACGGGACCAAAAGAGACCAGUUAGGUUCUCUUGAGGCCAGUGGUAGAACUGCUGUCCUAAGGCAUUGUCUGCAUGUUCUGCUGCCUCUUGCGUGGGGCAGGGUGCUGACAAGUGAGGCUCCUCUUUGUGGUUUGGGGGUGAUCCUGGUUCAGAAAGUUGUGCAGUUUCUACUGGAUGGUAGCAGGGAGCCUGUAAGUGGAUGAAACUGAAGACUCUCUGUACAAAAUGCCAUAUUCAGGCAGUUCAGCUGUUCAGAGGGAAACUAGGAGUGAGGACAGAGGAGCAGUAAUUUUUACCUUCAGAUAAGCUUUACAGAAACACCAAUAGCCUCUAAGGUUUUUGCAUCUGUGGUACAAAUCUGUCAAGACUCAAAGAUACGAAGUUCUUCCCAAGAGGAAUGCAAAAGAUAAAUCCAGAAAAUCUUACUUAAAUAACUUAGAACUAAAUGAAAACAUGCGGGGAAGAUUUUAACACUUUUUAAGAUCUCUCCUUCUCUUGUUUGGCUGUAGAGUUGCUGAAUUACUAAGCUUGCUGUAUUUGCAAAUAAAACCUUUUUUCAGGCA